AUGGCUGCUGGCUUCAAUUUUGCAGGGACUGAGGUGGGGGGGCAUGUCAUGUUCCUCAUUCUCCAGCCAACGGCAGGCACAUCAUUGGAAGAUGCAGUUCCAGAGACACCGGAGGAGUUCUUGUAUCGCCUGAGCCGGAGCCGCUUUGGAAAAGGAGGCGUGUUGCGGGACGCCCACGGAGUGUUGGUCUUGGAGUUCCAACGUCCCGACGAUGCGCUGGACGUUCAACUGGAGCUCGCGGAGUUGGUCAUCGCCAGAGAUGAGGUGCCCAAGGAGCAGUCGGCAGAGCUGGGGCUCGAUGCUCCCAGCGGCAUGCGCAUGAGGCAGAAAGUGGAGUGGGCCCGUGCGAUGUACACGGAACGGGCCAAGGCCUUGGUUUGGGAUGUGGGCGACUUCGUCCUGCCGUUGGACCUACGUUUUACGUGGCAAGUGCCCAGCUUGCAAUUGCGUGUGAGCCCCAAGCCGGACUGGGGAUCCAUGCAACAGGUGUUGGUUCUGAGCCGUGGCGGACAGCAAUGGAUCUUGCAAGCGCACGAGGUGCAUCAUCACUUGGGCCUGGCCGGAGAAGCCAUCGUGAAACGACGCCGGCAGAAGCUGCACGAGACCAAUGCGCCGAUGGAGCCAGACGAAGCGGAAGAGGAGUCUGAUGAUGAAGAGUUUGAGCUGGAUGAUGUCUUCGAUGAGGAGAUCCAGGUUACCGCUGUUCGCACAGGCAAAAGCAGCGGCAGCCGAGGGCACUUCGCUUCACGGUCCGCGUGGCGCACGAAGUGUGGCGGUGUGGUCUUCAUCCAUGACUUCUGCUGUUAUGGAGGCACCUUGGAAUUGGUGGGUCGGCCACAAGACAUCAAGGCGGUGGAGCAGGGCGAAUUGCUGGGGCAACAAGUUCUUUGGCAUCCGCCUGAGCGAAGAAGCUCCCGCCGCCCCAGUGGCCGGCCUUCCUCGUUGGAGGAGAAGGGCGACUGCACCUGCAGCACCGUGAGCACCGUGGAGCACCCGGAGAAGCCGAUACGAGGCUGGUUUGAUGGACACAACCUCUAUUGGGAGCCCACGCAAUCUUUUCCAGGUCACGAGGGCGAGCCGGGCUCCGCCUUCGAUGAGGCGGUAGGCAUCCCAAAGGAGGGUCAACUGCCCGCAGGCCCUUGGGUGCGCAUCACCAGUGCCAUGGAGCCUGGUGGCAUCCCAGGUCCUGAUUCCGGGCUGUGGACCCUGCAGACCGCCUUCUACUCGGAGUGUUAUGGGCCUUUGCCCUUGGAGUUCUUGGAGAAGUUGGGAGAGUUUCAGGCGGGUCCCGGCGCGAGGGAGCUUUAUUUACGCACCCGGAGAGAUGCCAUGAAGGAGGACUUCGUGGAGAUGAAAGUCCCCGCGGAGGAGGAACCCGACGAUUGGGAUGAAAGCUCGAACGAUGAGGACUUCUCCUUGGAGGCCUUGGGCUUGGUGGAGGCGAUUCCACGGCAGAGCGUGGCCUUCGAGGAUGUGGUGCCCACGCUGAAGAGGAACUCUGCGCCGCGCCUACGCACCUUGGAUUCGUGA
Messenger RNA from Durusdinium trenchii, 1530 nucleotides. Lineage: Eukaryota; Dinophyceae; Suessiales; Symbiodiniaceae. The record is from the annotation of a GenBank genome assembly.